This is a messenger RNA of Strongylus vulgaris, 573 nucleotides long. The record is from the annotation of a GenBank genome assembly. Lineage: Eukaryota; Metazoa; Nematoda; Chromadorea; Rhabditida; Strongylidae.
UUGCGAGUAGAAUCAAUUCAUGUUUUUCCAGGAAGCUUCACAGGAGGUGUUUGGCCGAGAAAAGGCGGUAGAUUACUUCUUGGAUACGCUAUACCUCCUCCAAAUGUCCAUUCCACCGAUUGGAGGGAUAUGCUGUCCAUCACAGAAGCUCGGGACUCAGCUCGAGAAUACGGAAGUGAGGUGAAUCUGAGGAAGCUCAGCGAACCACACGCGGAGUCACAUCCGCCCCUGCCGCCACUGUUUAGUCAAAUGCGAUUUUCGGAAUCGGAUUUGUCACUGAACAGAGCACACUGGAUCACAGCUACAUUCACACGACGGGAAUGUGCAAAAUUUGUGCCAACGAACAAGUAUCCGGAAAAAUGCGGCUGUGGUCGUCUUCGAUCCGCGCAUAUUGAUAUCCCCUCACUGACGAGUUCAUUCCUCAAUCACCAUGGAGGCGAAGCUAUCACCAGGAAGAGGGAUACAGGCAGUGAUAAUAAUGCGGCAGAUGAACAUUCUGAAGCACCUAGGCGCCGAGUAAGGGACCUAGAAAAAACUUUGCCAAUUAUGCACUUCUUUUUUGCAGGAUUUUAA